AUGGCCGCGGCGACGGCGACGUCGACGAUCGCGCUCGGACGCGCGCGUCGUCGCGCACGGCGCGGCGGCAACGGCGGCGUCGGCGGCGGCGCGCGUCAUGGCGGCGGCGGCGGCGUCGGCGCGCGCGCGCGGCGAACGAUGUCGACGACGACGUCGUCGUCGUCGUCGUCGUCGUCUCGUCGUCGAGACGUCGACGCGCGCUGGCCCGACGCGUCGUCGUCGUCGUCGUUGUCGUCGUCGUCGUCUUCCGCGCGCGUCGACGUCGCCGCCGCGGGCGUCUCCGCGGCGCUCCGCGAGGCGAGCGUCGACGACGACGACGCGCCGCCGACGACCGCAUCCAUGAUCGCCGCGUCGCCGUCGCCGUCCGCGCUCGCGUCGGCGACGGACCCGGCGGAGCUCGAGCAGCUCAUAAACCUCCUCCCUCCCGCGAUCGCGUCCGCGCUGCUCGCGCACGCGCAGAAGCUCGAGCUCGUCGAGGUCGUCCUCGACCUCGGCCGCGUCCCGCUCGCGCGCUUCGGCGGCGCGGACGUCGCGCUGAGCGACGCGCCGUUGACGCACGAUGACAUCGCGCGCGCGCUCUCCAACGUCGGCGACGUCGGCGCGGACAACCGCGCGGGGAUCGAUCGCACGCUGCACCGCAUCAGGCGCGUUCUCCUUACACUGGUCCUCAUACGACUCCGUCCGCGUGGUGCACGCCGUUCCUUGAGGACUUUCGCUGGCGUUUCUCUCCGCGCGCGCCAUGGUUUCGAUCCCGACGCGCCGCGACGCCUUUCGACUCCCGUCAUGCGCAACCGCGCGGGGGUCAUCGUCGGGAUGACGUGCCGCGUCGGACGCGCGAUCGAGGGCGGCGCGGACAUGAUCCGCGACCUGCUGGUGUCCGGCCGCAGCGUGUUGCUUCUCGGGAGACCCGGCGUCGGGAAGACGACGGCGAUUCGCGAGAUCGCGCGCGUGCUCUCAGGCGCGUCCUAUCUCACACUGGACUUUUCCCGGCGUCUCUCUCCGCCCAGGGUCCCUCGGUUUCAAUCCCGACACACCUCGACGCCUUUCAACUCCGCUUCUGACGCCUUUCAACUCCACCCUUUCAACGUUCGCUCGUAUGGACAAUUACCCUCAGACGACUGCGGCCGCCGGGUCGUCGUCGUGGACACGAGCAACGAGAUCGGCGGCGACGGCGACGUGCCGCAUCCGGGCAUCGGCGGCGCGCGGCGGAUGCAAGUCACGGAGCCGAGCGAGCAGCACGCGACGCUGAUCGAGGCGGUGCAGAAUCACACGCCGCAGGUGGUGGUCGUCGACGAGAUCGGCACCGAGCUCGAGUGCGCGGCGGCGCGGACGAUAUCCCAGCGCGGCGUGCAGAUGAUCGCCACGGCGCACGGGCACACGCUCGAGAACGUCCUGAAGAACCCGUCGCUGAACGACCUCGUCGGCGGCGUCGUCUCCGUGACGCUGGGAGACGACGAGGCGAGGAAGCGGCGCGCGCAGAAGACGACGCUCGAGCGCGAGGGCCCGCCGACGUUCGGCGCCGCGGUGGAGAUUCGCGAGACGGGGAAGUGGGUCGUGCACUUGGACGUCGGCGUCGCGGUGGACACGCUCCUCGCGGGGUACGCGCCGCCAGUUGAGCUCCGGAGCGUCGACGACGCCACCGGGAGGGUGAUGUCGCGGUCGUGGUUGGGGGACGACAGCGCGGGGGCGACGGGGUUCGACGACGCGCCAGCGGUCGGGUUCAACGGCGGCGGCGGCGGCGGUUUCGACGGGUUCAGCUCGUUCGCGCAGGAGCGGCCGAUCGGCGGCGGGGUUGGGUUCGGGUCGUCGGGGGGGUCGUUCUACGGCGAAGCCGGCGUCAGCGGGUUUUCGUUCCCGAGCGCGUCGGGGCCGCCGCGGACGGCGGCGACGGCCGCGGUAACGCCUCCCGCGCGGCCGUUAUCCUCGUCCGGGUUCGCCGCGCAGGAGGUGGCGGACGCCGCGGAUAAACGCGACGGCGGGACCGCCGGGAAGCGAGGAAGCGCGGCGGCGCGGACCGCGUCGUCGUCGUCGAUGUCGACGGAUGACGAAAAGGCGUUAUUCGCGAUUUAUCCCUACGAUUUGGACUGCGACAUGCUCGAGGGCGUGAUCGCGUCGUUGGGUCUCGAGGACCGCGUCGUGCUGACGAACGUCCUCGAAGACGCCGCCGCGGUUAUCGCGGCGAGGGUGAAGAGCGCGACGUGGCUUCGGCACGCGGCGCGCGCGCGCGGGUUGCCGAUUUACGCGCUGAAAGUGGAGGGGUGGGCGUUCUAUCUCACACUGGUCCCCAUACGACCCCGUUAG
Micromonas pusilla CCMP1545 is the source of this 2301-nucleotide messenger RNA. RefSeq lists its product as uncharacterized. The transcript has 4 exons. Gene Ontology annotation, molecular function: ATP hydrolysis activity; ATP binding. Bases 1 to 2301 code for a protein of 766 amino acids. The record is from RefSeq and is a predicted model, not a curated record. NCBI's taxonomy places the organism in Eukaryota, Viridiplantae, Chlorophyta, Mamiellophyceae, Mamiellales, Mamiellaceae.